Molecule: messenger RNA, 1866 nt
Organism: Chrysochloris asiatica (Cape golden mole)
Lineage: Eukaryota; Metazoa; Chordata; Mammalia; Afrosoricida; Chrysochloridae
Gene: ZNF274
Product: zinc finger protein 274
Exons: 7
Coding region: 61-1866 (601 amino acids)
Biological process (GO): negative regulation of transcription by RNA polymerase II
Molecular function (GO): DNA-binding transcription repressor activity, RNA polymerase II-specific
Source: RefSeq, a predicted model, not a curated record
GUGACCUUUGAAGAUGUGACCCUGGGUUUCACCCCAGAGGAGUGGGACCUCUUGGAUUCCAUGCAGAAGACUCUGUACAGGGAGAUGAUGCUGGAGAACUACCGGAACCUGGUCUCAGUGGAACAUCAGCUUUCCAAACCAGAGGUGGUGUCUCAGUUAGAGGAGGCAGAAGAGCUAUGGCUGAAGGACAGAGCAAUUCCUCAAGACACCUUUACAGAGUGUUACGUGGCUCAGCUGGAACCUCACGAGAGCCCUCUCCCUUGUGGGGGCAGGGGUGAGAAUCCUGUGGUCGUCGAGGUGCUCACACUGAACCAGGAGGUCGCCAGUUCCCGCAAUGCCCAGAUCCAGGCCCUGUAUGCUGAAGACAGGGACCUAAGCUCAGAGCUCCUUGGGGAGCUUGCUGGACAGCCAGACCAGCGUUCAGCAGAUUCUGAGGCUGCUCGUCAGAACUUCCGGCAGUUUUCCUACCAGGUGGUGACAGGUCCACAGAAGGCCCUGGCCCGGCUGCGUCAGCUCUGUCACCAAUGGCUGCGGCCCGAGCUGCGAUCCAAGGAGCAGAUGCUGGAGCUCCUGGUGCUGGAGCAGUUCCUAAGCUCCCUGCCCAGAAAGCUCAGGACGUGGGUAGAGUCACAGCGCCCAGAGAACUGCCAGGAGGCGGCGGUUCUGGUAGAUGUUGUGACUUGGAUACCCACGGAAGAAGCUCUGCCAUUCCAGGGCCCCACCUCGUCUCCGGAGAUCACUGAUAGGCAAGAGAAAAUACAGGAGGAGGAAGUGGCUGACUGUCCAGCAAAGGAGCUGCCUGAGUGGGUGCUGUUGCAGGAGGCAGUGACCUUCCAGGACGUGGCGGUGGGCUUCAGCCGGGAGGAGUGGAGCCUGCUCGGCCCGACGCAGAGGACAGAGUACCGCAAUGUGAUGCUGGAGACCUUCGGAAACCUGGUGUCUGUGGGAUGGGAAACGACACUGGAAAACAAAGAGUUAACGCCAGCAGCUGUUUCCAAAGAAGAACCAGCCCACAGCCUGAAGGAGGAAGAACCUUCUAGGGGUGGCCCCUCACCCUCCUCUUUGGGAGAUGCUUUGGAAGAUGAGGAGGACCCAGAAGGCAGGGACGAGGCUUCAAAACCAGCAGAGUUGGCUCAGGAAGCCACCCAACCUCAAGAGGAGAAAAGUAAGCCCCCGCAGUCCAAAGUGAGCCCCGCCGUCCACACACAGCCUGUUCCAACCCAGAAAACCCCUGCUAGGAAACAUGUACGCAAACACGCCUCACCAGUUAAAAGCACAAAGCCAGGCCUACCUGCAAAAUCUCCCCCGAGUACCUCCAAACAGGGAAACGCCAAGGAAGGCGGUACUGCUGGGCCAUCCUGCCCUCAGAGCCCACAGCAGAUUACAUUCACCAGGAUCCACAAGGGAGCCCCUCACUGCCGAUGCAGCGAGUGCGGGAAAACGCUCCGGAACCCCAAGUACUUCUCUGUCCAUAAGAAGAUCCACAUAGGAGAGCGGUCCUUUGUGUGUCAGCAUUGUGGGAAGUCAUUCAUCCAGAGCUCCUCCCUCACUCAGCACCAGAGGAUCCACACUGGAGAGAAGCCGUUCAAGUGCCAUGAGUGCGGACGGGCCUUCAAUGACCGAUCGGCCAUCUUCCAGCACCAGAGGACGCACACCGGUGCGAAGCCCUACUCAUGUGGGGACUGUGGGAAGGCCUUCCGACAGAGCUCUCACCUCAUCAGGCAUCAGAGAACUCACACUGGGGAGCGCCCCUACGUGUGCAACAAGUGUGGACGGGCUUUCAAUCAGAGCUCCCACCUCAUCGGGCACCAAAGGACUCACAACCAGGGGAUGUGCAAGAAGAAGCCAAAAUCUCCCAGCAACUAG